This is a messenger RNA of Tetrahymena thermophila SB210, 978 nucleotides long. Its product is annotated as transmembrane protein, putative. Lineage: Eukaryota; Ciliophora; Oligohymenophorea; Hymenostomatida; Tetrahymenidae. The transcript has a single exon. The record is from RefSeq and is a predicted model, not a curated record.
AUGAAAUCUUAAAAUUUUGUUAAAUUAAUAACACCUUUUCCUUUAUUUAUUUAUAAAGAAAAUGAAACUAAAUUUUUAGCUUCAGAAAUUUAAUUAAAUAUGUUGAGAAUUUAUUCAAAAUUUGAAUUAGUAUUUUAGAUUGUUAAAUAGAUAAAUUAGAGGUUCUUUAAUUUGACUAAUGUAUCUAUAAUCUAUUUAUAAUUCAUGUAUUCAAGGGGGGUUUUUGAUAAAAAAUCAAGUUUAAUAGAUUUGAGUUAUUAGCAUUAUUCUAUAACAUUUACCAUAUUUUUAUAUUAUUAGCUCUACAUUCUUUAAGAAACUAUCUAUAAACCUAAAUAGUUUAAUUUUUUAAAACUCUAUUAAGCAUUUAAUAAGCUUUAAAAAACAUUUUAGGUUUGGAAAUCUCCAUAAUUAAAGUACUCAAAUUUGUUUAAUUUGUCUUAGCCUUAAAAUAGAUCCUCUAUUUUGUCAAUUUAGAUUUGUUGUUAUAUGUUACACCAGUCAAAACAAACUUAUACUGAUGUUAGAUAUUUCAUAGUGGAUAAGAAAGUUAGAAUCUAAUUUAAUUAAUAAAUUUAAUCUUCUUCAAAGUGCAUUAUUAAUUCAUUUUAUGUUUAUUUUAUUUAACUUUAUUUUUCUUAUAUCCACUCUAUUUCAAUUAGUUUUUUCAAAUAUAUUUUUUAUAUUGAAUUUGAGUUUUUGCUUUUUACCAAAUUUUCUAAAAUGAAAUUUGCUUUAUCUAAUAAAAAGUUUUAUUUAAAACUAAAUCUAUAAUUUUCUUAAUUAAAUGGAAUUAAUUUAAAUAAAAACUCAGCACCUUAGCUUCCUAAAUAGACAUUUUUAUCUACAUCUAAUUCAAAAGAGUAUUUAUUUUCUUAAUCACUGUUGAAUAAGCAGUUAUUGUUUUUCUUCCAUAUCAAAUAGCUAUUACUUUCUGAAACAAAUAUUUUUUAAUAUAUUUACUUAAUUUAAACUUGA